AUGGAGGAUGAACUUCCUCUCCCUGGUUCCCGAGGAGCCUACAACAUUGAUUUUGACAAUUUGGAGGACAUGAACCCAUUCCAGUCCAACACCAAACUGGGAUCCUCUCCACCGACCACAGACAACGCCAUCAAUCCUUUCCAGUCGAGGAAUAAAUUAAGGUCCUCCCCACCCCUCAAUGACUGCAAUGAAAACCAGAUUAAGACAGAUAGUGAGGCACUUGUGAAUGAAAACUCAGAAAUGGACAACGGUGAAAGUAGUAAGGAAAAUGAGUCUUCAAAUUCGAAAGGAACUAAAAAUCUUCACUCUCCAGAUGAAGGGUCAGAGGUCAACCCCGAAUCUAUGGAAAUGUCUGAUUCUAGUCCUCAAAAAGAGAGCCCUAAGAAAGCACCCAGUACGAAAAAAACAACAUCUCCAAAGAAAGGAAUUAAAAAGCCAAAAAAAUUCAAACCACCAGCUAACUUUGGAUUUCAGGGUGGAGGAGACAUAGAAAUAUUUGCCCCACCCCCAAAAGAUACCACCCAGACAGAAUCUGUAACUGAGGAAAAUAACAAACCUAGUUUAGAUGAAGUAAUUGAGACAACCAAUAAGACUGCUGCACCGAAUGAUGAAAAAGUGACCAAUCACAUGGCACAGAAUGCAUUGGAAGCACCCACUCAGAUGGCUCAGAGUCUGGAGAUGGUCCAUGAAUUUGGUGCGGGGGAGAUGCCUGAGGAAGAUAACGAAGGAUUUGCCACAGCACAAACAGGAAUAGAUGACCAUUCAGCCUGGGAGAUGUUGGACACGUAUGGAACUGAAGGAAAGUGUGAGGAUGGAGAAGUGAGUACAUAUGGUAAGGAGUUCACACAGCCUGAGGAACAAGCUGGGGAGACAGAAGUUAGUUCUGUGGAAGCCCUGGCAGAUUCUGAAGACAUUAUCAACAGCCCCCCAGCGUCGUUAAUGACCACACCCAAGUCAUCGUCUCGUGUUCCCAAACACCCGGCCGCCCGAGUCCUAGAGGAAAACCUCGAGGAGAAUGGGGGUGUAAAGAAGGGAGGUAACAAGCGCAACGGUGAUGAAGCUGAAGAACUGCGAUACUACGAUGCUUACGAUUAUCCGCCAAGACAGGAUGGAAAAGAAAUGAUGGAGGAAAGAUCUCCAGUAGAUAACAACAUAGUCCACCUGGUCCAGGAACAGAACAGCAAUAACAAGGUGCUAAAAUACUCCCAGUCUGAUGUCAACAAGAUAAAGCAGGAGCUAGAGCUAGAUUUCCAGGCUCGUCUUCUCAACAAGGAGCGAGAAUGGAGUCAGAAACUCGGGGCUCGAGACAAGGUCAUCACAGAGCUCAAUGAACAAAACAGGCUGUACAAGUCAACCAAUGAGGACAUGAGGGCAGUUGUUGCUGAGUUUGAGAAGACUAUUGCCCAGUUACAAACGGAAAAAGAGAAGACACAUUCUGAAUCACAACAAACAUUUGAGGAGGUUGUAAAAGAACGGGAUCAGGCCAUAGAAGAUUUACAGGGAGUCGAAGCCUCGUUUUCAGAUUUACACCGACGUUACGAGAAAACAAAAGGCGUUGUAGAAGGAUUUAAAAAGAAUGAGGAAGUGCUUAAAAAAUGCAUCCAGGAUUAUCAAAGCAAGCUGAAAGUGGCAGAAGACAAACUACAGGACUUUAUUCAAGAGGCGGAGGUCAAAAUUGAAGAAGCUACAGAGGAAAUGGAAAAGACCCGUAAAUCUGCAUCGUCAGACAUCGCUCGUCUGGAGGCGGCCGUCAAAAAGUCAGACCUUCAGGUCCAAAGUCUACAGAAAUCACUGGAUCAAAAGAUCAAAGAGAAUGAGGAGUUGACCUCAAUAUGUGAUGAACUAAUAGCCAAAGUGGGAAGCUGAAACAGUAUCAUCACUAUCUCAUGACACAUGUGGAUGCCCCUAGGUCAUUUCAUUGGAGAAAGGAAUAUCCCUACCAAGUUUCAUGUAAAUUGGUUUAGAAUUGGAGAAAGUAAUGAUGAUAAAUGCAAAAUAGAAAUAUAUAAGUAUGGGUGAAGAUAUAUAUGUUGGAAAAACUGUUGUAGUUCAUGAAAGAAAUGUUUGAAAAAUCAUUGAUGUACAUGUAGUUAUAAACCGCCCAUGAUUUUUACUCCAGCUUUUUAAAACACAUUGAUAUUUAAUGCUAACAUAAUUUUACCCUGUGAGUUUCUUGCCUUGAAGAUAUUUUGAAAUUGACUUGAUGUAUGAUUGGUUUGAAAAGUUCUGCACUGCUUUUGAAUACUAUGCUAAUUUAAACCUUAAAAAUGCUUGCUGCUUUAGAACACUAAAUGUACAUGUAGUUUUAAAAUAACAUACUCAUCUUUUAUGGAUACAAUAUCAGGUUAAAUGUUUGAUUUGUAAAGAAAUAUCUGCAGAUACUGCAUGGGUAUAUCUUGUGAUAUGGUUAAACCAUUUUUUUGUUCUCGUUUACGAUAGAAUAUAUAUAAUAUUUAAAAUAUGUUGAAAAUAUUUUUCUAUGCGUUAUCUGACUUUGUUGUCUUUUAAUACCAUGCAGAUUUUAUUUCCUGCGAAAAUGAUAUUUCAUUGAUAUGCACCUUGAAUUGUUACAUUGUUAAUUUCUGAUCAGUUGAUUUCAAUGUUAUAUGUAAUGAAAACAAGAAUGAACAUUAAUAAUCCUUUAAAGCUUACCUUGCUCAUUAAAUCUAAACCAUAUAUGAUGGAUAUUUUUCCAGUUAAUGAAUGUUUUCCCCCUUAUUAUAAAAGAACCUCAGAUAAUUCAACGUAUAUGUAAAUAAGAGUUAGGUGAAUUUAUUUACUAAGUACUGAGCUCCAAUAGUCAUUGAUUUAAAAAGAUUACUCUAAGCAGGUCAUGAAUUAUUUUCCAAUAACUUCUUCAUUUAAUUUCCUUAUCAUCAAUAGAAGCUUUUUAGAGUUAUUCCUCCUAAAUGAUGUUUUUUUUUUUAUCACAUGAGCAGCUGUUGUAUGUUUGAACAAACACCUAUAGAAAUCGAAUUAUAAUAGUGGGGUUCCAUUUAAAGGGAGACCUACAGUUGUACAUUUACUAUAUUUACACUUGAACAGUUUUUGCAAAAUUUAAAUUAAGUGAAUACUAUACUUAGAUACAGUGUACAGGUAUUUAUGCAUUGAAAUAAUGCAAGAACCAACUUAACAAAUCUAUGAGCAUUUCUUAAAAAAAUCUAAUUCCUUUUCAAUGUUCAAAUCAGGGCAUGAUAGUUACCUACGAAGAAUGUUUUACGAAAAUUUUGUGUCAGUUGAAUUUUUGAUAUGAGGAAAGGAGGGAAUUUUUUAUUGAGUGAUUUUUAAUGUAAGCACAAUUGCAUUUUCGCUACAAGUUUUUGCAUUGGGUUUUAGAGUGGGUGAUGCUUUUUGAUGAUGAUUGCAGUAUCACGAUGGUUUUAAGUUAGUAAGCAUUAAAAAAAAAUAACAGAAAGAUUUGUGAAAGAAAUAGCAUGAUUAAGCAAUUCUAUUUAAUUUAUUUCAUUAUUUGUUCUGUGACUGAGAUCUAGGCAAUAUGCCCUGUAGUCUGGUCAAUUUGUUUGCACCCAGAGGAAACAAAAUCUCCGCAAAGACAUUGGUUUGUCGAUCGAGGCAUAAAGUGUUGCACAUCCAUGACAUCACUUUGCUGACAUCAUGAUGUUCUGUUCAGUAGUACUUUCUCAUUGUACCACACCACUGUACAUUCAUUAUAAUAAGUAACUUUAGUUUCUGGUAUUAUAUAUGAAUGUGAGAAUUCUCCAUUCAGCCUAGUUUUAUUUAAUACAACAGGAUACAAAUGUAUGACAUCAAAUCAUGAUUUGUUAUCCUUCUUAGAUUUCGAGACGUAUUUCAAAAUCAUGAACUGUAUUUUUGGAUACAUCUCCACAUGAAAAUAAAUGUGUUUUGUUAAGUGCUCUUUGACCUGUUGCUUAAAAAUAUUAUGGUCAUGUGUCUAUUUGUGGACUUUAGUCUAAUAUAAAACCAAUAUGCCAAUUUUUAUGUAAAAUUUAUUAGAUAGUAAUAUUGAAUUGUGACUUAUUAUUUCAAUUAGAUUUCAGAUUUGAUUUAAAAGUUGUUGAUGAUAGGGGAUGAAGAAUUGAGAUGAUGAUAUGUCAGUGAUGAUGUCAUGAUAACUUAGUUAUAAGUUCUGGUCAUUUUGUUGCUAUUUCACUUAUGCAUGUUAUUUAUACUGAUUAUGAUUUUUAAUAAAUUUCAAUGAGUAAAGAA
This is a messenger RNA of Magallana angulata, 4188 nucleotides long. RefSeq names its product transforming acidic coiled-coil-containing protein 2-like. Bases 1 to 1866 code for a protein of 621 amino acids. The transcript has 17 exons. Gene Ontology annotation, cellular component: cytoplasm. Gene Ontology annotation, biological process: cerebral cortex development; cell population proliferation; mitotic spindle organization. Lineage: Eukaryota; Metazoa; Mollusca; Bivalvia; Ostreida; Ostreidae. The record is from RefSeq and is a predicted model, not a curated record.